Molecule: messenger RNA, 7175 nt
Organism: Sinocyclocheilus grahami
Lineage: Eukaryota; Metazoa; Chordata; Actinopteri; Cypriniformes; Cyprinidae
Product: probable E3 ubiquitin-protein ligase HECTD4
Exons: 32
Biological process (GO): glucose homeostasis
Molecular function (GO): ubiquitin-protein transferase activity
Source: RefSeq, a predicted model, not a curated record
AUGCGUACCGAAGCGAAAGAGCCGUGUAGCAUUGCACCCCUAUCGUACAGUAGUGUUUGGGAUCCGGGGUGUUUAUUCUGCGUGCUUGACUCCGUCAGGGCGUGUUUGGUGAUGGCGCAGCUGCUGGAGGACAGCUCGUUCUGUGAGGAGUUUAUUCAGCAGUGUCCCGCAGCGGUGGAGGUGCUCAACCUGAUCGCUCAGGAGUGCAGUCCUGGAGAGCGUUUAGUGAUGGUUGAGGCUCAGUGUGAGCGGGUUCGGAUGCUGUAUCGAGACUGCGCUCGUCCUCCACCUCCUCCAGUGCAAACCGAUCAACGACAGCCUAAGGAAAUCACGUGGUGCCCGUCACGCGUCUUCCCUCCGGUGCGCGCCUGCAUGUUCUCCUCACACUUGACCUCUGUGACCUUUCUGGCCGAUCCGAGCGCAGGCGGAGGCCUUCCCAGAGGAACGUUCAUCUACGCCACUUCACCUGUGCCUGUCCAGGCUCCUUCCUUUUACUGGGAGAUCGAGGUUGUUUCUUUCGGAGACUCGGAGGAUGACAGCGGCCCUGUAGUUUCGUUCGGUUUCUCCCCGGAGGCCGAGAAGAGAGACGGCGCUUGGACCAGUCCUGUGGGCACCUGUCUAUUCCACAAUAAUGGGAGGGCGGUACACUAUAAUGGCUCCAGCUUGCUGCAGUGGAAGAGUGUGAGACUAGACGUGGCUCUACUUCCCGGUGAUGUUGCAGGCAUCGGUUGGGAGCGUCUGGAAGGCACUCCUCCUCCCCCCGGCCAGCCUCCCAAAGGACGAGUGUACUUCACCUACUGCGGCCAGCGUCUCGCUCCUUAUCUGGAGGACGUGGCCGGAGGCAUGUGGCCUGUAGUCCACAUUCAGAAGAAGAAUACAAAGAUUCACGCAAACUUCGGCUGCCGGUUGUUUGCGUACGCAGAGGGACAGGCUCACCGAAACGCCGCCGAUCUCUGCAUGGACCUCUCAGAGGAGAUCAGCGCCAACUUCGAGGCUCUGCCCUUCGCCAUGGCCUCCGACAGCGACAACGACGCCGGCACGAGCGUGGCAUCUGACUCCGGGUCUCACGGCCCCCCGUGUCGCAUCGCUGCGGUCGUCACAGCACAGCAGCAGUACAGCAGCGAUGCCUCUUGUCACUAUAAGGUUGAACUGAGUUAUGAGAAUCUGGUCGUCUCCGGGCCAAACGCUCAUCCGCCACCGAUUGCUGAUGAUGAGAGCGAUGAUGAAGAUGAUGAAGAUAUUCCCAGGGUAUGAAGAGCUCAUAACCAGGCCCUUAAAGGAACACUCCACAACUCCCCUAGAGUUAAACCGUUGAGUUUUACCGAUGUUAGUCAACACAUGGAAGUAAGUGUACUUGAUAAUUACAAUGGUGUGCUUUACUGACGGAUGGUGGAUAUCGCUCGUCAGACCGUCGAGUUCCUGUAUGAAGAGAAUGGAGGGAUUCCUCGAGACCUCUACCUCCCAACCAUCGAGGACAUCAAAGACGAAGCUAACAAGUUCACCAUCGAUAAAGUCCGCAAAGGUUUGACAGUCGGCAUCCGCUGCCCUGAGGGAAACAACAGCAGCAGCAGCACAGCUCUGCCGAAGUUUGCCAUCCGGGGCAUGCUGAAGACCUUCGGCCUGCAUGGAGUCGUGCUCGAUGUCGACUCUGGCAGUGAGCUGGUGCAGGUGGAGACGUAUCUCCGCAGUGAGGGAGUGUUAGUUCGGUACUGGUACCCCAUUGAGACGCUGGAGAGGCCGCCGGCAGGAUCCCGCAGGGCUGCAGCGAACGGCCUGGUGUCUCUAGACAGCAGCAACAUCCAGAUUCACCGGGAGCUGCUGCGCUGUGAAAGUGCUCUGGCGCGUCUCUACUGCCGCAUGGCAUUGCUCAACAUCUUUGCUCCCAAGAGCCCUCACACGUUCACACGUCUCUUCCACAUCCCCGCCGUGCGAGACAUCACACUUGAGCACCUGCAGCUCUUGUCCAAUCAGCUGCUGGCUCCGCCUCUGCCAGAUGGCAGAAUCAGCUCAAACUCUAUUCUGCUGGCUCAGUCCGUCCUCCACGAGCUGCAGGGCGAGAGCUGCUCCCCGACCGAGCUCUUCUAUCAGGGACACGCUCAGAGCAUCCGCGAGUGGCUGACGGUGGCCAUCAGCAGAGCCCUGCAUCAGGGAGAGGACAGCCUCCUCGAGCUCACUAAACAGAUCUGCUGCUUCCUACAGAGCGCUCCAGAGCAGUUCACACUGGAAGAGUUUCCCAUCACAGAGUCCAAGGUCAGCAUGGACGUGAACUUCCCUGGCGCCGCGUUUGUGGUCGUCUCUUGCAAAGAGAGCCAACUGAGCUGCCGUAAAGACUCCUCUCUAUACAAGGCCCCUUGGACUCGCUUAAUGGUGUAUGGACUUGGUCAUAAGGUUCGACGAAACGGCCAGCUGAAUCUGAUGGAGGCAGUGUGCUACCCGCUGGACGCUUCCCCGUCCAAUACAGGACUCACCCCUCCACCCACAGCCAACCAGUAUCCCAGCAUCAUCAUCCCCACCGACAAAGUGCAUGUCAAACUAGGUGUAGCUCCCCCUCCUGGUGCAGUGCUGGUAUUGCACUCGUUGCCUCUUGAGUUUCCCUUGGCCAUGGCUUUUGCUGAACAGCUGCUAACCUACACCAUAGGGGAAACCAUUGACCGCUCUGAGGAUGAGCUGGACACUGUGCCCACUUCUGUGCUAAUGCAGGUUGUAGAGUUGCUGGGUGGGCUUCUGUGGACCACCGAUCUUGCUCCGUGCAUCAAGGAGCUGAUCUUCCACUUGCUUGCGGAGCUUCUCCGCAAGAUCCACGCCUUCGAGCGUCGCAAAACCCCCUCGGGGCUGUCUAGCCACAUUACAUUGCUUCUCAACCCUUGCCUAACAGUCCUUAUGUUUCUUCAAUCCGAGCUGCGAAAACUUUACGACCACGAGACCCAAAACUGGGGGCCAGUUAGCGGAGGUUCCUGCACUUCCGCAGCGGGUAGCAGCGGAGCGCUUGCGCUCGUCACCGAGCGGAGCCGCUUCUCGACCUACUUCCAUGCCCUGAUGGAGGUGUGUCUGGCAGUCGCCGAAGUAACUCUGCCACUCAGUUCGGGUGCGGGGACAUCGGUGGUAGGCGUCCCCUCGUCUACAAGUGCCACCAACUGUAGUGAUUCCUCAUCCUCUUCAUCAUCCUCUCCGGGCCAAACGCCCCAAAGUCCAAGCUUGCUUUCGAAGCGCAAAAAGGUGAAGCUAAAGCGCGAACGGGCAGCGGUCACAGUUGCAUCGGCAGCUGCCGUCUCAGGGAAACAUGGUUCUGGAAGUGGAGCGAGACCAUCAGAAUGUGACAGUGCUUUACUAAACAUGGCCGGAGGGAAGCCAGAGGACAUGUUGUGGUUUCACCGUGGGUUGACGUUACUCUUGAUUUUGCGGCACCUUACUAACAAGGACCCGCAAGGUCUGGGUGUCACUGAAGAUGCGGUUGCAGAUGCUUGCCAAGCCUUGGUUGGCUCCACCGCUCACAGUCGUUUGCUCGUGCUCUCAGGAAUCCCGACUCACUUAGAGGAAUCCGUGGUGCGCAAUGCAAUCCGAAGGGCUUGCAACGCACACGGCGGUCUCUUCAAGGAUGAGAUCUUUAUUCCUGUUCAAGAGGAGGACCCUAAAAAAGCCAAAGCUGAAACUUCAGGUAUUCUCCAAGAUGCAAAGCGAGAUUGCACUGCAGGAAGCCCAAAUAGCAUCAGCGCAACGCCAGCAAUGAGUGCCUCGGCUUCAGCGAGCCAGACGUCGGUCUCCGGCUCUUUACAGGGAGCUUCCAGGGCUUCCGGUGAGCUGCUAGUGAACCAAGAGCUGGUAAUCCCUCAAACAGCACCUUCCCAGCCACAUGCACCGCUGGAUCCCCACACGGUCUCCAGUCAGGAGAGUCUGGAUGUGUCUCUUUGUAGCACAGGAAGUCAAGGUAGUCUCGGCAGCAUUGGAGAGCAGUUGGAUAGUGGUGCGACGUCAGUCUCAGAUGGGAGCUCCAUGUACACCGUUGCCUCGCCAGACAUCCAUGCCAGUGUGACACGACCAAUCAAAGGCUAUGCUGUCAUAGAGGUGAGGGCACGGGCCCAAGUAGAGAAGAUUCGGGCCAGUCUUUUUAACAGCAGUGAUCUCAUUGGCCUUUCCAAUCUGGAAAGAGAGGAGGAGCUAAUGGAGAUGACCAAUGAGGAGAUCCUCACCGCCUCCAGUGUAAAUCAGAGUUUGUUUGACACACAAGGGAGUUCUGCCCUGGAGGAGUACUUCCUUGACAAAUCAAUCAGAGGAGAUAAAUUGGUUCCUGAAGCACGUGAUGGGCUGACAGACAUCUUUAAGAGCUGCAUAUGCGCAGAGCAGGUGCUGAGCUCCGUACCAACAAAACCAGUGAAAGUAUCGGACAUUUAUCUGAGCAAAGAGCAGAUGAACUCUCAGACACCAGGAAACCUGCUCCACGUGUUUUUUACACACAUACGGCCUCCCAAGAAGGUGCUUGAUGACCAGCUCACGCAGAUUCUCCGUAAAUAUGGCACAGUAAAGCCCAACAAAAACAAGCACAGCAAGGCAGGCAAAGAGCAGCACCAAGGCAAAGUGGUCAGCACAAAAAGACCCAUCACCAAACCCCCGGCCAAAGAGAAGUCCAUGCUGAACAGUGUUAGAACUGUACUAAGUGAGAAAAAGCCAGUCCUUAAGCCAAAAUCUCCUGAGAAGACCAAACCUGAUGAAAAAGACCCUGAAAAGUCUCCCGCCAAAAAGCUUGAAGUGCCAGAAGAGAAGUUUCUGACCCUGGAAGGUUUCCACAAGUUUACUCUAGACAGAGCCAAGCAGGAUAUUCGCAGUGUUUGGCGGGCGAUCCUGGCGUGCGGUUACGACCUGCACUUUGAAAGAUGCACGUGCAUCGACUCCCGACACGCUCAGAAAGCCAGUAGAAAAUGGACCUUUGAGAUGGACUUUGCGCUGGUCCAGUUUGCUAACCGUCUGUGCCGACACCUGGCCAUCACUCCUGCACGCUUGCAUCCUCAUGAAGUUUACCUCGACGCCAAGGACACCGCCGACCCCCAGGUCGCAUGCUUGUUAGGCGUUCCAGUGGAGAGUUUGCGUCUGCGGUUUGCUUUGCUGCAGUCGCUCAACAGCACGCUGGAGAGCUUCUUCCUGCCGUUAGUCGAGCUGAGGCUGACGCAAACCUAUCAAAACAGCAUCGCGACGCUUCUGUGCGAAGCCAAAGGCCUGAUUUUUUACGACACCAAAGUGAGUUUUAUGAACCGGGUGCUGAACGCAAGCGUCCAGCGCACAGCGGAUCACGCCGCUCCUGAGAUCACGCUCGACCCGCUGGAGAUAGUGGGAGGAGAGACGCGUGCAGCAGAGAACACGUACUUCUGCCAGGCGGCGCGUCAGCUGUCCUGCGUCCCGUCGUCUCAGCUGUGUGUUCGGAUCGCCAGCGGAGGAGACCCCACCUACGCCUUCAACAUCCGCUUCACCGGGGAGGAGGUCCACGGCACCAGCGGCUCAUUCAGGCAUUUCUUGUGGCAAGUCUGUAAGGAGCUGCAGAGUUCGGCGCUCUCUCUUCUCCUCCCGUGUCCCAGCGCUGCGGCAAAUCGCAAUAAGGAUGAUAGCACAUGCUUCUCAUACAUUGUGACGCCGUGCCCCAUCACUUACGCAGAAGAGCAGCUGCUGAACUUCUUCGGCCAGCUGCUGGGGAUCGCCAUCAGGGCAGACGUGCCUCUGCCUUUGGAUCUGCUCGGAUCCUUCUGGAAGGGUCUGGUCGGUGAAGCGCUCGACCCAGAAUCUGACUUUCGAGAAGCCGACCUGCUCACAUACAACCACAUCAGGAAGUUUGAGAAUUUGGCCGAUGAGGCGGAGCUGGAAGCGUUGUGUGCUGAAGUCUCGUCGCAGAGCCACUUGAGCGAGAGCCCGGAUUCACCGAGCCGUCCCUGCUGCACGUUCACUUACAUCACCAUGACCGGAGAGGAAGUAGAGCUGUGCCACGGAGGAAGUGACAUCGCUGUCAGCUGGGAGAAUAGAGAUGUGUAUGUGCGAGCGGUGCGAGAUCUGCGCCGGCGGGAGCUGCAGAAUGUGGAGUGUAUGUCGGCCGUCCGCGCCGGUCUGGGCUCCAUCAUACCCCUGCAGCUCCUGACCUUACUGAGCCCCGCUGAGAUGGAGCUGCGCACCUGCGGCCUGCCGGACAUCGACCUGGAGUUCCUCAAGGCUCACACUAUGUAUCAGGUGGGACUGAUGGAGACGGACCAGCACAUUGAGUUCUUCUGGGCCGCGCUCGAGAUGUUCACGCAGGAGGAGCUCAGCAAGUUCAUCAAGUUCGCUUGCAACCAGGAGCGAAUCCCCUUCACCUGCCCCUGUAAAGACGGCGGCCCCGACACGGCUCACGUGCCCCCCUACCCCAUGAAGAUCGCCCCACCUGAUGGGGCGGUGGGUUCCCCAGAUCUGCGUUACAUCCGCGUGGAGACCUGCAUGUUCAUGGUCAAGCUGCCGCAGUACUCUUCCCUCGACGUGAUGCUGGAGAAGCUGCGCUAUGCUAUCCACUAUCGCGAGGAUCCUCUCAGCGGUUAAACCUGAUUCCUCAGAUCCCCGUCGACCACACGACCUUACUUCAGUUCUCACUUCUUCUUCAAGAAUAGUCAUGACGGAACUUGAUCAGCCCAGACCAGCUUGCCUUUACGGAGACUAGCGUUAGCGUGCGUUUGUCGGCGAGUUUGACAGCAGCUCGCGGUGGUGAGGAGUACGCCACAAUUUUAUAAAAUGACCUACAUGUGCUGUUCUUCAACAAAUGUGAAGGAAAUAGCACUGUAACUGUUUUUCUCCCUUUUUAAACAUUUAAUCUCUUUCUCUUGCUCUCCCUCUCAUUUAAUCAGUCUUUCAUCAUUGCAUUCCCAGUGUGCCUCAGCACCUUCUCUCCAUUAGUGACAGCGAUUGUUGACGCACAUUCAUCUAAAGAGAUGCCGAAUUUAGCUUUGCACAGGACUUAAACUUUCCGCUCAAUGUUAUACUUGCAUCUUUCAGGAUACAUUUGGGGUGAAUCUCACGAAACCGGUCAAGAACAUGUCCAAAAAAAUAAACCCUUUUUGUACCAUGAAUGUUUUUCUUUUUUGCAUAUUUCCCCAAUUCUCAUUACCCUAAUGCACCUCGGUUUUUGUUGCUUUUUUGGAAUUUUCCCCCAAUUCUCAUUACCCUAAUGCACC